This is a messenger RNA of Truncatella angustata, 1558 nucleotides long. RefSeq lists its product as uncharacterized. The record is from RefSeq and is a predicted model, not a curated record. Bases 398 to 1072 code for a protein of 224 amino acids. The transcript has 2 exons. NCBI's taxonomy places the organism in Eukaryota, Fungi, Ascomycota, Sordariomycetes, Amphisphaeriales, Sporocadaceae.
AAAGCUGUCCUUAUCGACCACUGGCGAUGGCCUUUCCAAAUGGCCGCCGCGAGGCGCUCACAGUGCAUGAGCGCAACGCUCUAAUUAUGCCGUAUGCACCUUUGAGGUUUAUCCUUGGUGCUUCACACCUUUAGAACCUGACAAGACUUUGAUCUGGUAUUGGCGCUUCUGGGCGGCUAUUUGGGACUCAUCAUUAUAAUCACUUGUUUCGCAUUUCCUGGAGGUGGGUUAACUUUGUUUCUAUUCGCAUUCAACAUUAUUCGUUUCUUCAAGCGCUCCUCUACCUUUUAUUUCUUGUUUUUUGUGUCAUUUAGUCACAUUGUUGGUGUUUAUUAUUAUUGUCCUCCCCAUCUUUCUGGUAAAGUUGUAACAGAUCGACACUCGUUAUUUCUUCAUAAUGUCCCAUGAUACGAAGGGCCCGGUUUCGACCUCGGAGUUCGAGGUUGAUCCUCAAGACUUGCAACACCACUCCCAUCUUCGAACAAUACGUCUUGUUGAUGGCGCCAGAGUCGGCUUGACCCUGCUCGCUCUGCUUUCCGGUAUCACUAUCCUGGGGACUUCUGGCCAUGCUCUGGACGUUUACAACAACACAUCAUUGGCGACGAAUUUCUUGCUCCCAUUGUGGCCCGAUGAGUUCGAUGCUCGCCCAACGGUUGCCCUUGUGAUAGGAAGUGCGAUCGUCGUCCUCGCCAGCAUCCUAUCACUAGCUUUCAGCAAGACGGCGUCGCUCCGUAGCCGAGUUGCUAUCCACACACCAUUGACACUUGUCACACCUUUCGUUGGAUUCACUGCAUCCACGAUCGCAAUGAUCCUCUUCUAUGCUGUUAACACAUCCAGCACAGUUGAUACACUGCAAAGCUGGAGCUGCCAGUGGGAGUCCAUUGAGAUGACGGUACAACCUUAUUUUGGUACGCUUUGCCGGGAGAGCAAAACUGCACUCUACCUGUCCGUUAUUCUGGUGCCCGUUGAGGCUGUUAUUCUGUCUUUGGCCGGAUACCAGCUGGCACUGGAGAAAAAGGCCGCUGGCCUCGCACGCUCCACAAAGCGCGGCAGCCCUACUCCAUCUGCUUGAGAAGGGGAGGCCAAGCUUUCCCCUCGAGAAUUUUAUGCUUCACGCUGCUAUGAAUGCAGAGAUUGGGGCUGUAUCCAGGUGCCGUGUGGAUCGUUGUAGCAGUAGUGGAUGGGUUUGAAGUCACACAAGGUAAAUCUUUUUGUGAUUGGAAAGGGGGGUUAUGUCAGGUGGCUUGACGUGAAACGGGUUUGCGCAGGUGAUAUUGUAUGCACUAUGACUAGACGACCUGGAAUGGAGCGAGUUCUGAGGUGUACAGCGAACUAUCUGGUAUGCUGUUAUUGUCUGGACUUAGCUGAAUAAUAACCACCUUGUAAUUCUACAACAUUAAACCUCCAAGGCGACGAUGGAUAUCGGAAGUGAAAUGGGAGUAUCGCCUCGUCCGAAUUUUUAUUUUUAUUUUAAUUGCCGUUUUACGUCAGACUUGUGCCAGUAUGAUAUUGGUGUUCUAUUGGCUCCGUGCCACGCAGUGAACGCGUUGAGGCUCUC